Messenger RNA from Epinephelus moara (kelp grouper), 2555 nucleotides. It is a transcript of the gene apeh1, whose product is annotated as acylaminoacyl-peptide hydrolase. Gene Ontology annotation, biological process: proteolysis. The record is from RefSeq and is a predicted model, not a curated record. NCBI's taxonomy places the organism in Eukaryota, Metazoa, Chordata, Actinopteri, Perciformes, Serranidae. The coding region runs from base 72 to 2264 and encodes 730 amino acids. Gene Ontology annotation, molecular function: serine-type endopeptidase activity. The transcript is spliced from 23 exons.
CGGAGCACACUCCUCCAUUGUGCUUCCAACUGCUUGACAGUUGCAGACUAGCGACACACACCGUCCUCACCAUGGAGUCACAGGUGAUGACCAGCCCUGAGGAAAUUGCCAGGCUCUACAGAGAACUCAGCCUCUUUCCUUCUUUAAGCAGAGCAGAUGUGGGACCUGUCAUCACCUCUCAGUAUGGAGGCAAAUACAGCAACAUCUACACAGAAUGGAGCCAGCGUGAUCUGGACAGGAAUGAGAAUGUCAAGUUUUGCCGACAGUACAUUGUGUUCCACGAUGACAAGUCGGUGGUCUACUCUGGAGCCUCAGGGAACUGCACUGAGAUCAAGGGAGAGGUGCUAAGUAAGGAUUCCCCUUCCGGCGAAAUGAAGGCUGUUGUCAGAGAGUGUACAAUCAAAGGAGAGGACAAACAGUUCCUGGAGAUCUGGAGCAAAAACAUCAAGAUGAAGAGCAUCAAUCUAACAGCCUUGAAGAAGCAUGGCAAAGUCUAUGAAGAUGAUCAGUUUGGCUGCUUGGUUUGGUCCCACUCAGAGACCCACCUCUUGUAUGUGGCAGAAAAGAAGAGAUCUAAGGCAGAGUCCUUCUUCCAGACUGAAUCAUCAGAGUUGUCUCCAAUUGGGGACGAGGAGGAGACCAUCAGAGCUGAGAAAAAGGAGUCUGUAAAAGGGGAGCAGUUUGUCUUCCAUGAGGACUGGGGAGAGGUAAUGGUUGGUAAGAGCUGUCCAGUGCUGUGUGUUUUGGACAUCGAGGGUGACAACGUUUCUGUGUUGGAGGGAGUGCCUGAAUAUAUCUCACCUGGACAGGCAUUUUGGGCUCCAGGUGACACAGGCGUGGUGUUUGUAGGCUGGUGGCAUGAGCCUUUCAGACUUGGCCUCAAGUACUGCCCCAACAGGAGGUCAUCUUUGUUCUAUGUGGACCUUACUGGUGGUAAAUGUGAGCAGCUGACAUCAGGCACCAGUGCAGUGUGCUCCCCCAGGCUGAGCCCAGACCAGUGUCGGAUUGUCUACCUUGAAUUUUCUGUCUUUGGACCACACAUGCACUGCAGCAGGCUCUGUAUGUAUGACUGGUAUACCAAGAAGACCUCAGUGGUGGUGGAUGUGGUGAAGAGACCAGGAGAUGAUGGCUUUACGGGUAUCUACAGCUCGCAGUUGUCCCCUCGGUGCUGGUCAGUUGAUAGUCAGCGUAUUAUCAUUGCUUGUCCUCAGCGCAGCCGCAAGGACCUAUUGAUGGUGGAUACGAGCACCGGGAGCAUCACCUCUCUGACUUCAAAGUCUGAUGUUGGUAACUGGUGUCUGCUGAAUAUUGAGAGGGAUCUGAUGGUGGUCAGCUGCUCCUCUCCAAACUGCCCUCCAAGUCUGAGGGUGGGUUUCCUUCCAGCCAGGGAUUCUCUGGAGGAAGUAGUGUGGAUUACUUUGGAAGACUCUCAGGUGUUGCCAGAUAUUGAUUGGCAGAUCUUGACUUUCACCCCUCCACCAGAGCAGGACAACAGUCAAUACCCCGGCCUCGACUUUGAAGCUUUGCUGAUCAAACCAAAGGAGAUUAAAGAUGGAGUGAAGCUGCCUCUCAUUGUCACUCCUCAUGGGGGUCCUCACUCAGUGUUUGUGGCUGAGUGGUCUCUGUCCGCAUCUGUGCUGUGCAGGAUGGGCUUUGCUACACUGCUGGUGAACUAUCGUGGCUCUAUUGGGUACGGCCAGGACAAUAUCCUCUCAUUACCUGGCAACGUUGGCACCCAGGACGUCAAAGAUGUUCAAUUUGCUGUUGAAAGUGUUCUCAAAGGCGACGAGCUCGACACACAGAAAGUUGCAGUGUCUGGGGGCUCCCAUGGUGGUUUCCUGGCCUUUCAUCUGAUUGGCCAGUACCCGGGGUUCUACAAGGCAUGUGCGGCUCGCAACCCCGUCACCAAUUUGGCCUCUAUGGUCAGCACCACAGACAUCCCAGACUGGUGCAUGUUCGAGGCUGGCUACGACUACAGUACAGACUGUCUACCUGACCCUGCUGUUUGGGAACAGAUGCUAAACAAGUCCCCAAUUAAACACAUCACACAGGUACAGACACCAGUGUUGCUUGCCUUAGGGGAAGAUGACAGGCGUGUACCCAGCCAGCAAGGAAUUGAAUAUUAUAGAGCUCUAAAAGCGAAGCAGGUUCCAGUCCGGUUGCUGUGGUACCCAGGGAAUAAUCACUCUCUCUCCAAGGUGGAUGCCGAGUCUGAUGGCUUUAUGAACGUGGCUCUGUGGAUAAUUCAACACUUGUAUCAGUGAUGGUAAAUAUCAGAUAAAUACAAGGCGGUAUGCCAUUGCUGUUGUAGGAUACUACUGUGUGUAAGGGAUGUUGUGCUCCUGUUUUCAGGGCAGUGUGAGGUCCAAGCCAAAGCCAAAGCAUUAAAAGUGCUCUUCAACCUUUACUUGUAAUCUAUCUGUGGCUAUGGCGGUUGCCACAACUACUUCCAAAAAGUGGAUGGGGGAACAGUAUGUUAACACAGCACUUGGAUAAAAGUAGUUUUGAUUCGUCAGAAAUACAUGGAUGAACACAUAAAAUAAAGGGCUUUUCAG